GCUUAGAUACACUAUGUAACUCCAGGCGAUGACUACUAACCACCAACCACAAGAGCGGAACACGGUCUCGUGCAAGCCCAGCCGGGCUCUCCUCUUCAAUGCCCGGUUUUGCGAUAUUGCCUUGCAGCUCAAAAGGUCGGCUCGGUCUCGUCCUCCGUCUGCUGUCUGCUGUCGAGGAAGCUUCAGCUCACAGGGGAGAGCACAAUUGCGUGGAAACGACCCAUCUGGUGCCCACAAGGGUUCCCGACUUCCACGAGACUCGUUUGGUGUGCAACGGGGGAAGACCCUCUCGUGAUCGACCUCACCGACGAACGCCAAGCAUCCAGGGCCCGCCUGCUGCCGUUGUCCUCGAGUCUCCUACGUUUUCGCGCGUCACGAAUAUACUCAGCACACGCGGACAUCACAAGCAUAAGAUCUGAGCACGAUUGAAGCAAAUAGUCUUGUUUGAAACCGGCCUCUGUACUCCGUCAAAAGAAAAGAAGAAAAGCUGUCGGGGUAUAGUGUUGA
This is a messenger RNA of Colletotrichum navitas, 507 nucleotides long. RefSeq lists its product as uncharacterized. The record is from RefSeq and is a predicted model, not a curated record. The transcript has a single exon. The coding region runs from base 99 to 419 and encodes 106 amino acids. Lineage: Eukaryota; Fungi; Ascomycota; Sordariomycetes; Glomerellales; Glomerellaceae.